Amphimedon queenslandica is the source of this 744-nucleotide messenger RNA. RefSeq lists its product as uncharacterized. The transcript has 7 exons. The record is from RefSeq and is a predicted model, not a curated record. NCBI's taxonomy places the organism in Eukaryota, Metazoa, Porifera, Demospongiae, Haplosclerida, Niphatidae. Bases 92 to 676 code for a protein of 194 amino acids.
CACGCCCAUUACCAUAGCAACCUAAGUUACCUAACAACAAAAUUCUUGUCAGCUGUUGGUGUACCAUGAGGCUCUAUUCUUAGAGGUAAACAUGGGAUGUGGGACCUCGAAAGCUUCUGAGAUCGAUGAAAAGUGCAUAAACAUAAAACCCAGUCCGAAGAAAGGGCAGACUGAGAGCAAUCAGGAGGAAGGUCAUGUUAAAUCAGACCAUGUGAGUAAUGGUAAUGACGCAGCUAUGGCACCUGUUGCAAAUGGAUCAGAAACUGUCACGGCUUCUGAUCCUACAAAUAAGUAUCCUCCAGCAGUAGCCUUUGAUGUCCCACUAAAUGAAGAUGGGACUCCAAUGGAAAAGAAAACUAUGCCUAGGAAGCUCCAGAAAAUUAGUGUGUCUCUAACAAAAGAGCAGUUGGAGGAAAAGCAAAAAGCCGUUCUGGAGAGGAAAGAAAAGGAACUGAAGAAGAGGAAGGAAUCCUGUGGUGGUCGAAGGGCAUCAAGAAUUAGAAGAGAAAUAAUGGAUGCUAGAACAGAUGAAAAUCCACACAAUGAUGUGUCGGGCCAGAUGAGAAACCAGUUUGACAAUGAUAAGGAUUCUUUGUCUGGUAACAUUGAAGUAGACAACACUUAUAACUCAGCUAUCAGUGAAGAAGAUAUAUGGAAUGACAAAGAAAAUGCAUGAAAUAUAUUUUUUGUUUGGAUCAUCAAUUUUGCUUUUGGAUAACAAUUUUUUCAAUUUUUCUCAAAAAA